Molecule: messenger RNA, 6044 nt
Organism: Lagopus muta (rock ptarmigan)
Lineage: Eukaryota; Metazoa; Chordata; Aves; Galliformes; Phasianidae
Gene: LRIF1
Product: ligand dependent nuclear receptor interacting factor 1
Exons: 4
Coding region: 100-2409 (769 amino acids)
Biological process (GO): regulation of DNA-templated transcription
Molecular function (GO): nuclear retinoic acid receptor binding
Source: RefSeq, a predicted model, not a curated record
GCUCUUGUACAGGAAGUGACGGCCCGCCGCGCCCCUCCCGCCGCGGCCGUUGUUCGCAGCCGGCUCUGCGCUCGGCCCCGCGGCUGAGGCCGCUCCGCCAUGUCCCGCCGCCCGCCGGGGGCCUCGCGGAGCCGAGAGGAGCGGUCGGGCAGCGCACAGCAGUUCAUUGCAGGCUGUAUGUACCGAGUAGUUCAGACGACGGGACCAGAUGGAAAAAACCUUCUGAAAUUACUCCCAAUUUCUAAACCUUCUGGAAACUUUGUGCCAGUAGUUCAGUCUUCAGCCAUGUCAAAUAAUCCUAACGUGAAUGUUUCUAGUCCAGUCCAUCUUGCUUUUAAGACACAGCUUGCCAGUACUGCUGCAUCUUCAUCUGUUAAGAUACCUGUUUUUCAGUCUCCUAAUUCUGGAAAGAUUAUCCUUGCAAGGACGUUAGACAAACAGGGAGGUGUUAGAGCAGGUUCUGAUAAAGAAAGCGUAACGACAGAAUCAGCUGCUGACGUUCAGAGUAGUUGUGUUUCGGUUGAUAGACGGUCUUUGCAGAACGCUGCCGUAACGAGUUCAUCUGAGCAGAGUCACACUGCACACAUGUUGGGAAACACCAAAGAUAAUCCCAUUUCUGUGAAGCCUCCAGUUCUGCCCUCUGGCCACCACCUCCAGAUACCAGCGGAUGCAGAAGUGAAAUCUGUCCCAGCUUCUUUUUUACCGGCUUCAAUCCAGCAAAAAAUACUUGCCGCUGCAGCAACAAAUGUGUCUGAUGGAGCUGAUAGUAAAAAAAUGCCAAUGGUGAUUUAUGUGUCACCUGUGAACGCAGUGAAAACAGUACUUCCCAAGCGUUUGCAAGCUGACAACCCCAAACCUGCCCCAGAUGUUUCAAAAACGUUGCUAAUGGCAGCACCACAAAAGGCACACAGCUCUUCUCCUGAGACAGGAACGUCUGAUGGUCAGCAGUGCCAGCACGCACCAAUGAAAUGGAUUGUGCGAGAAAGUCCGCAGUUGCCAGCGCCCUGCCUUAUUCCUGUAAAGUCAUCAAAUAACGUGGCUUCUAAGAUCUUGAAAACUUUGUCAGAUAUGAAGAAUGUAGAAGUGAACUCUGCAAAUAUUUUGUCACGCUUUUCUACUGGUUCUGGUGUAAGCAAAACAAAAAUCACGUCCAUUAAGGAUAAUGCUCUGGUCAUGUGCAAUGGGAAAGUCUAUUUAUUGACCAGGAGAGGUUCUGAUGUUCUGUCGGCCCAAGCUGACGUGCAGGCAUCUUCCUCUUAUGGUGCUUCACUUAAAAAGGGAACAUCCAAGCUAAUUGAUUCUACUGAAGUCACUAAAAUAAGCAAUAAAGUGGUGAAUCUGGUAUUAUCCAAAAACAAAGGAGUGCCGUUACCUCAGAAAGAUCCUAAAGUAGCUUCUUCACCUGGAAGUUUAAGAAAUGACUUAAAAUCUGCAUCUGCAGCUCUGGUGAUACCAAGUGUUGAGGAGCAGAGUUCCACUGUAAACCAGGGAAAGAGUUUGCCCUUCAUGGAGAGCAUCUCAAGUGGAACGACCCCAAUUACGGCGUUAGGGAUGCAGGAAAAUACGUGCCAAGAUGGCAAGGAAAUGAUUCAUUCCCCCAAAGCAGCAAGUGCUGUUUUACCUCAGUGUGAACAUGAGUGUGCUUUCAGUGAAGACUGGCAAAAGGUCCAGCGUAAAAAGAUGUGUUCACUAGGAAAAGUUAAUCAAAACAAAGACCAAGAGAAGCCACAUUGGAAACAGUAUUUGCAAUUAAGGACAAAAUUUGGUCUCUAUAAGGAGGAGAGAGUCUACCUUAAGAGAAUACCACUAACAACCUCCUGUGAGAAACCAGAUGAGAGGGUGAGCUCCAGUAACAGCUUGGAAAAGAAAAAUGAUUCUUGCACUUCCUCCUCAUUAGAUGUGACAAUAACAGACCGACAUCAGGAAUGUAUUAAAGAGGAAAAGGUUAUUUUGGAUCUAGAAGAGGGUUUAUCUAAGAAAAGAAAAACAAAAUCUUCACUGCCAGACAGUGGAAAGAGAAGGAAAGCAUCAGUCAAGUCAGCCACGAGUUCAAGUUCAGAAUACAGUGGCCGAAGUUCUAUCACACUAAACAGAAGUGUUUCUCCUCCACCUGCCUUAUUGCAGCGAAGCAUCUCCACAGACUUUGUAUCCUCAACAGACGCUGAGCGAGAGCCGUGCUCCCAAAACAGCGAUGUUACAGACUCAGAUAUUCCAGUGUUAGUGUCCUGUGAAGACCAUGCUUCACUUUUUGAAGGCUCUUUCAGAGAUGAUGCUUUCCCUUUGACUCCCCCAGACCUGGAUGAAACGAUCCGGGACGAGAAGAUAAAACGACUCAAGCAGCUCUUGAGAGAGCGGGAAGCAGCACUUGAGGAAAUGCGUAAAAAAAAUGCAGCAAAUCUGAAAUACUGAAGGUGGUGGUGGUCUGAACCGUAUUCAUCUUCAUCUCAGUGACGUGAAGAAGAAAUUUUGCGUUCGAAUGAAGGUGAAUAUUUCUGGAAAACGGAGGACCUUGAGGAAAUUUAUAAUGUGUAUUUAUAAAAAUAAUUUUCCUACUAAAGACUAGAAAUAAAAGACUUGGACCACCAGAUUGUGCUUCUGGGACAUGUAUGCGUAUCAGAAUACAGAAGAGAGUGUUUUUACUAUUUUUAGCAUAUCCUCUGUAUUUUGCAUUAAAGGGGUUUCUCUACUAGUCUUAGAAAAUAAACUUCCCCAAUUUGGAAAUUUGUAGCCCAUCUGUUAGAGACAGAGUGCAAAUAGCACCCUCCCCCCUUGUAAAUGUAUAUUUUUUUGUUUUCUUAAUAUUUUAUACUGCAUGACAGCUUUUGUGAAUUACUAGGAACUGUCACUUGUCAUAAAAGGUCCAUGGUCAGUGUUUAAUAAAUGCUAUUUAAGAGGUUUGGGGAUUAGUUUUCAGGCAGUAAUGAUGCUGAUAUCCAGGGGAACCAGUACUAGCAGCUGCUGAAGUGUACCAGCAAAGUUAUUUCGGUACGUGUUUCCUGCAGUUAUUGUUGUAAGCCUUUAUAAGGCCUUUGACAGAUGUGCAAUGUUGAAGUUUGGUUGUAGGAUUAUUUGGUUGUUGGGUAGGGUGGGUUGUUUGUUUUACUUUAAUGAGUUAAACUGAAUCAUUCCUUAUUUAAGCAAAAAAGAUACAUUUCUUUGUCUGUGAGUGGUAUCUUUAAGAAUUCCUGAUGAAUGUCUCUUCCGUUAACUCGUUCAGUCUUUAUUUGAAUGUCUCCUUCGUUUGAUGCUGCCUACGUUUUGCAUUGUAGAAGAGAAAGAGCACCGAAGCUGUCUUUGCCAUCAUGAUUUUUAUAGCUCUUCAGAGUGUUUCCCCAGCAUGCAAUGUCAUGUGGUAUGGAGGCCUUCUGCUCCUCUCUGUUGUCCAUGUCACAGGAUGAGCUAGGUUGGAAGAGACUUUCAAGGUGAUCACGUCCAACCAUCAGCUGACCAGGUCCCAUCGCUGACCCAUGUCCCUUUGUGCCACAUUAAAUGUUGUCACAUCACUGAAUUUUUAAGGACUUCAUGCAGUUCUUUGAAGUCUUUAUUGCUGCUGCCAUGAAUGCACUGCUAACAGAACUUAGCGUUGCUUUUUCUUAUCUAGUUACGGCUUUAUUCAACAUCACAGAUCCCUGUGGAACUUGCUCUGUAAGAGAGAGCAAGUGAAUUACACAUACUUUCUUGGUAAAUAUGCAAAGCACAGAGGCUAAUUUAUGGGAGGUGGGAUUUUUGAUCAGUGAAUGACACCAAUGAGGAAAACAUUUGUCUCAUCUUGUUCCUGAAAGUAUGGAAGCAGCGUAAGUUUGGUUAAGCCUGUCUUGAAGUGUUUUGUGGGAAAAGUGGGACUAUUCACUGCGUAUUGGGUGCGGCGGGUUGACAUAAGCCAGCACAGUUGCUUGCUCAUUUACCUUCCCCAUUGCGUGAGGAGAAUGCAGAAGGCAAGAAGAUUUGUGGAUUGAGAUAAAUGCAGUUUAAUAGGUGAGGUGAACGUUGUGCAUGCAGGCGAAGCAAAAUAAAGAAUUCAGUGUGUGCCAUCAGCGGGCUGAUGCUUGACCUCUUGGUUGAAGCGAGACCAGCAUACAUAAUGGUUGCUUGGAAAGGUGCACACAGAAUCAACAAACACCCAUGAAGUUACGUGGCAUGGAGCAUCGCUUUGGUAAUUUGGGGUCUGCUGUCCUGGUUCUGUUCGCUUCUACGUUUCUGCUGGAGGGUAGAGUGGAAAACAGAGAGAACCUGGAUGCUGUGCAGGUACUGUUCAGCAACAGCCACAGUGCUGGUGUGUUACCAGCACUGUCAUGAACCCAGAAUGCUGCACUGUGCAGACUGCUGUGAAGAAAGCUGUGUCCAUCCUAGCCAGCACACUGGGACAGCAAUCAGGAAAGAGAAGCAGCCUCUUGCCUUGUGUCUGGUGCUGUGCUCACUGGUUGCGAUGCUGUUCCAACAGAUGUCUUCUAUCUAUCCUGUCAUCUGUCUUAACAUCUUUACAUUCUGAUGAUGUGCAGCGAAACAGAUCAAGCUCUGUUCAUUUAUCCUCUUAAAUCCUUCAGGAUUUAUCACAUAUCACCUUUCUUUCGCAACCUCUUUUCCUCUAACAAACUGCUUGCUUACUCCUCUGUUUUCUGUAGAGAUUAUGACAAAAUAGUGAAAAUUCAGAGAAGAAUCCUUGCUGCAAGGUUUUGAAGAAACGUGAUCAGUCAGAUUUGUUAGAAGAAAGUGAAGAAGUUGGUUCCCUGUGAUUGAGUAAUGGAAAAUGGGCAAUUCAGGAAGUCGAAGCCAAGCCAUCUGUGCAAGAGCAGGCAUCUCUCUUGGAGAGCUCUAUUGGAAGCUGAGAGGAUCUCUGAGAGCGAAGACAAACCUCUUGGUGUGCCGAUAUGGGAAAGUUGUAGCAGCAAAGUGACUUAACAGCCCAGGACCUUGCAGGUCGUUGGAACUGCUCCUCAUGCAGCCAUGUUGUCUGUAGCACAGAUUGGGUUUUUCUGCACUGUUCGUCCCUUGAAGUCUAUGAUCUACUGAGCAUUUAUUUGUGAAGUGGAAGCUAGGAUCUUAGCACUGAUAGUGCCAUGCCCUGAGGAACCAGAUCCAUACCUGACCACCAUCUGGUGAAGAACCUUUUUGUGAUGUCCAAGCUGAACCUCCGUGCCAUUCCUUGGGUCCUAUCAGUGGUCACCAGAAGGCAUCGUGCUUGAUGUGUUUACACAAAACUCACUUUCAAGCAAGCGUUCAUGAAGAGACGGUGGGAGUCUUCUAGGAAUUGGUGGGCUGAAAGAACAAAGGUGGCACUGAGCACUGGACACAGCAGGUUGGGAGGCAAAGGCAGCACUGGGCCAGCUGACAUCAACCUAACGUGGUGGUCAGAGUGUGUGGACACAAGAACUAUCCCUGCACAAAGGUGUUACUGCUCCAUUUGAGGUCAGUCCACCAAGGCACCAGCACUUCUGUAUGAGAACACACAGCUGUCAGAGUUGCUUAGCGUGAGAGGCUGCCUGGAAACUGUGCCAGCAGCCAGCUGCUGCAGACUGCUUUCAUCAGGUGAUGAAAAGUGCACGUGAAAAUGUGCACAUUCACCUUUCAAGCUGUUUUGGAUCACAUGGAAGUGACCCUGGGUUCCCUGCAACAUGUGGGCAAGCGGCUGAUUUCCGAUGGCAAGGUUGGCAGCGGGAGAUGAUGCGGAGAAAGAAUUUGCAGAGCCUUCAGCUUCCUGCACAGGUGGACGUGGCAGGAAUAGAGCAGAUGGCGCAGUUUGAAGAGCACUGCUGGCAGGUGGAAGGGGAAAAGAUGCUGCUCCAGAAACAAGGCACAAAAGUGCAAGAAGUUACUGCUGGAACAUGUGAAAGUCCACCCGGCUCAUUACCACAGGGACCGAUGUGGGGAAGGAAGUCAGAGUGGAGACUGUGGACGCUUAGAAAAGCACACAGCACAUCAAGAUCACAUGCAGGACUCCACUGGUACUUGUAAUCUUCCAGCUACCACAGUUCCUGAUGUUUAAUGCGUUUUGGUUUUUUUUUUGCCCAUCUGGCAGCAGAGGCCAGCUCCAAUGGGAGAGCUGG